AUGGCUUCCCUCCGGUUUCAGGUGGAGCUCCGGGACCACAGCAGGAACCAGCGCUGCCAACCCCUGGGCUCAGCAGCGCCCUCAUUCUCAGGCCGGCGGCUCUGCCCUGACCUGCGCAGGAAGGCCACCAACUGCCCCAGGCUGACCUCACGCCCCUCCCACUGCUGUAGCCUGACCUCACCCAGCCCCAUCCCUUCCGGCAGAACCACAGCUCGUCUUCCAGAGCGGCGGGCGCGGCGGUGGCUGAGCAGUGUCGAGCAGGGCCAGAUCGACCCUGGGUGUCGCCACCCUGGAACAUGUGGAGUGGUGGAAGACACCGAUUGGCCAGGUCCCGGUCAUGUGACCAUACGCUCUAGAGCACGUGUGAGCUGCUCCUGGUGGAUCAGCGGUGGAGAUAGCAGCAGUACACCGCACUGGAGCCCGGACCAGAGAGAAGGUUCUUGCCAGACAGAAACUCUCCCCAGUGCCUGGGAAUUCCUCAUUGGAUUACUGAGUUUUCAGCAGAGUUUUGUGAGUGUCUCACAUCUGCACCUGGAGAAGAAAGAUGUGGAAAGCCUCGGCCGGACACAGUGUCCAUCACCCCGGACGAUCGGGGAGCCAACACCUGGGAGGACCGACCCCGAUGUCGUGAAUGACGUAAGUGAAAAAGAGCAGAGAUGGGGGGCCAAGGCCGUGCCAGGAUCUGGGCACCAGGAACACAUCAAUAUCCACAAGUUGCGGGAGAAUGUGUUUCAAGAACACCAGACCCUCAGGGAGAAAGAGCUGGAAAUGGGACCCAAAGCCUCGCACAGCUACAGAGGGAAGUUUGGCGUGGAGCAGGACAGGAUGGACAAGUCAGCUGUCGGCCAUGAGUAUCAGUCAAAGCUCUCCAAGUGCUGCUUGCAGGUUGACUCCAUCUGGGGGUUUGGAGGCGAGUUUGGUGUCCAGUUGGACAGAGUGGACCAGAACAGUGACAAGUGUUUGGAAACGGCCUAAGUGCUAUCAGUGAGGGGUGAGGUGCAAUCUGUGGACACCCCACAAGGAACAGCCCUCCCCCUCCUUCCUGCCACCUUCAGCAGCCACCGCCCCAGGACUGACUCGUCUGUGUGUGUUUCCAGUUUCCCCGCACUAAUGCUACAGGUGAUUAUACAGCGUCCAGAAUACGACAAAGACAUUUUGAACUCGAUGCGAUCUUUAAUCUGUUUAAAGUUGUUGUAUGGCCCCUAAGGUAUUUUAUUACAGACUUUUUAAUUAGUGAAAAAUUCAUGAAUACCAUAGAGAAAAUGUUUUAAAAUUUAAUGUUUCUUCUAUUUAUGUAAACUUAUGACUUUAUUUAUAUACUGACUUUUUCUUGUAUAGCCAGGCUAUAUAUAUCCUUUCAGAUCAAUUCAUGUUCUGAUACCUGAUUUUAGUCUUUCAAAUGAAUGUACUGUAAUGCUUGUCUGUAUAAAUCCUAUGAACAAAUAUAGGGCUUUUGUAAAUGAUGCAUUUAUUGUAAUUAUUCUUGUUUAAUUUUUAAAUGAUAAACCAUGAGAGAAGGGGUUUUCCUGCAAUUGUAAAAUCAUCAUGACACGGUGUGCAUUAUCCUUCCAGAAUGUAACCGAGCUCUCCAACACUCACUCUGAAAUGAGCGAACUUACUUUCAACCAAUUGUUCUAUUUUAACGACUGACCUAAACUGUACUUUUUCUAGCAAGAAAUGCUUUUUCUCUGCAGAGUGAAGCGAUUUAAAAGUACUGGGUGUUGAAUGUGAGCUUCUAGUGAAGUCUGGGCUGAAAGCAUGAGUAGAAGACGACUAUGACAAUCUCUCCCGUGACCUGGUCUCUGAGGACCCGGGUCCCUCUCUCCGCUGAGACUCUUCGGGGAACAAUCGCGAUGCCCUGCACCCGCUGCAGAGCCGGUGCGCUGGACGGUGAAGGAACCACGUCCCACAGACAGACAGCGUAGAGCAGCUCUAACAAAGGCCUUAGUUUUCUUAUGUAAAGCAUCUUUUUAUCUGUAAACAUGUUUAAAGAAUGGAGCUAGGCGUACAUUUGUAGAUUUUGAUGACAUAGCCAUUUCGGAUUGUAUAAGCAGCAAAUGUAACUUUUACUCUUUCAGGAGCACAUUAAAAAAGCCAGCAAGAGAUGCGUUCAGAUCACAGUGCGUCAUUUAUUAUGCAGUGAUAUCUCAGUAGACAGAGAUGGCACGUCUCUUUACAUGUGGGCUCCACCUUUAAUUUACUUGUACAAUUCAUUGUUACCAUUCUGUUUUUCUACUAAUCUUUGGUGAACUUCCUGAAUAUGUGACAAAGUACGUACAGUCUACUUUUGAACUAUUUUUAUCACAGUAUUAUUUAUUGCUUUCUUUCAAUAAAGUACUGAAGGAAAAUUUC
Messenger RNA from Cervus elaphus (red deer), 2352 nucleotides. RefSeq lists its product as uncharacterized. Gene Ontology annotation, biological process: regulation of actin filament polymerization. The transcript is spliced from 8 exons. Gene Ontology annotation, cellular component: cortical actin cytoskeleton; lamellipodium; site of polarized growth. The record is from RefSeq and is a predicted model, not a curated record. Lineage: Eukaryota; Metazoa; Chordata; Mammalia; Artiodactyla; Cervidae. Gene Ontology annotation, molecular function: actin filament binding. Bases 1 to 975 code for a protein of 324 amino acids.